UGGAAAAGGCUUUUUUGGACUUCAAUAUUUUGUCGGGAAAGUGGUGUCGAUCGAGGGACGUGUCGGCCAAGUGGUGUCGACCAAGUGAUUGUCUGCCAAUUGCACGCGACCCAUCGCUGAGGGCGACCAAUUUAAUAAAACCCUAUCAUCCCGCCAAAAAGCAGUAAGAAUCAAUAAGUGUAACAUACUCUCUCUUAUAAAGUAUCUGUGCCAUUAUUUAGAAGAAGUUGAUCUGUUUUAGAUCAAUCAAAACAAGCUAAUGAUUGAUCUAAAACAGACUAAUAGAUCAAUUGAUACCAUAAAUCAUAAACAAAUGAAAUGAAAAUGUGCACUGCCGUCUAAAAUAUGACAAUAAACGAUGAUUACCCUUCUAUCGUAUCUAAUGUGACAGGCGUAGCAAUAAAAUGUUUAAAGUGACAUUUAUAAUCUGACUCUCUAGUAAAAUAAGAGCGAUCAUUUUAUUCGUUUAAAAACAGUAGUUGUUUUCACCAACUUCAGCACAGUGAUUGCGCAAUGGUCUACAUCAUUAGUAAUGAAUACAUGGCCAUAGCACAAGAGAAAGAGUCUUUCUCUUGUGCUGUGGGCAUGUAUUGGAGCACUUAUGGAGUCCAAAAGUCGAAGGAAAUUCGGAAAUAAAUAGAUAUGUUCUAAGAACAUAUUCAUUUCUUACAAAUAUGUUGGUAGUCUUUCGUCCCAUCUCUAGUUUCGUAACAUGUACCGUGCGUAAGAGACUCAAAAUGGCGGUGACUGAUGGAAGUUUAUGUAGAGCAGUAAGAAAUAACUUUAUAUAUUGAAACCAAGAUUUCAGUUGUUGUCGGUCGAUUUCUCGUAAAGUUCGAUUGAGAAUGGCAUAAAAACUUUGCGAUGAUAUAUCCCAUUCGAGUGUAUAUAGAUGAAUCGACAGAAUCAGAAUAUCUAGCAUAAAAAACUAACUUACAGCUUACAGCUACUGAGUCAUUUUGCGAUAAGCCAUCUGCAGGCUUUUCUGAAUUACAUAUUGCAAUCCAAAAGCGCUGUGAUAAGUCCUGGCCGAGUCCAUGUAAAGGUUGACAACCUUCUUCUAGCGAUACUAAAGAUUCUGUUUCAUAGCCUUUUAUUGGUCGUAACCAGGGAUCCUAGAGCGUCUGAUUUUGGCAGAAAAAUUCUGAUUUUUGGAACUUUUUCUGCCUUGUUUCUGCUCUUUUUUAUUCUGAUUUUGAUGCUUUAAAUUUGAUAUCCCUGACCGUAACAUUUGUUCAGAUAUAUCAUGAACUGACAUCAGAAAACGAGGAUUAGCUUCAUUUUGUGAAGCCAUUGCUAAAAGAGAAAAUUUUCUUUAGAUAUUAUCUUUUUUAUUCGUCUGUCGUAUAUUUCAUUGUCUUCCUUAUCUUCGUUUAUCACUAUCUUCUUUGUUAGAACUUCUGACUAAACUAGUAACAGUCUUGUUAUAGUUUCUGCCAACAUUCUCUGCUCUCCCUUUUUUUUGUUUUAAAAAUUACUCGAGGGGUCUUAGCUUAUCAAAACUCAGAUUCGCUCAAGUGGUUUUGUUCUUUACAGUAAAUUUUCUCAAAGAGAGGUCAGCAUGGAAGAUAUGUGAUAUCAAAACCAGUUAUUGAAAGACCCACUAUGAACCUUUACUUGAAUACAUUUUUGUAGUGCCAGAUUGUAGAUCACGUCGAAUUCUCUACGUGACGAACUUUUCAGAACGAACGAACAAGUUUUUGCAGAGAUACAAAACUUUUACUUUCCAAUUUAGUAGGGAACUCGAAUAUUUCAUGUUGUUAUACUCCAUACAAUUCAAAACAAUCGAUGAUAACGAAUUUAAUUUAAAACUUUAUAAGAAUUUAGGAAUGGCUUAUUUAUAUAUGAAACAAUAUCAAUUGGCAAUAAAAUAUACUAUGGAUGCCAAUAAUUUAGCUAGUAAAAACAAUAAUGUCAAUAUAAAUAAUAUAGCAAAUUUUCUAUUUCAUAUUGGAAUGGUGUAGAUGAAACAAGGUAACAAUGAUCUUGCACUUGAUUAUUUUCAGCAAUCAAUAAAAAAAGUAAUUCAGAAAGAUUUUCAUACUCUAUUAUCUUGUCAUUAUAAUAUGGAAGAAACAUAUUAUUUUAAAGAAAUUACUGGCGUGAUAUAUACUUCAAUAGCAGAUAUUUAUGUUUGUAUAAAUAAUUUUAAUAAAGCAUUAGAGUAUUGUUUAAAAGUCUUAAAAACAUAUCAAGGAUUUUUACCUGUUAAUCAUCAAAGUUCGAAUUUUGAUUCAUCAUCCUAUCUGCCUAAUUUUUCGAUGGAUUACAAUAGUAGUUUUUACAUUCCUGAUUUUGGCAACAAUCGUAUUUUGAAAUGGAAUGUUGGAGCUGCAACUGGUCAAAUUAUUGGUCCUAAUGGUGAUUCUGGGAAGGGAUCAAAUCAAUUGUGA
This is a messenger RNA of Didymodactylos carnosus, 2393 nucleotides long. NCBI's taxonomy places the organism in Eukaryota, Metazoa, Rotifera, Eurotatoria, Philodinida, Philodinidae. The record is from the annotation of a GenBank genome assembly.